CGAAGAAGAGUAAGGUUCCUGAUGUCGUCGUAGGUUUGAGUAGGAACGCGAUUAGGGUUGAUGAGUUGGAUUUUGUAACUUAACAAACUAGCAAGAAUUUAAAUGAAACAAAAGGUGGCCUUCUGUGUUUUGCCAAGUUCGCGAUGCUCGAAUGUUAGAAGAGGAUGCAUACAAAGCAGGUGUGACCACAUUAAGACAAUCUCUCCACUAAAAUCAAGACGCUUCACCGAUACCAACCUAAACCUAGGUCCACAACACCCCACCCCACCAACCUCUUCAAGCCUCAACCUGUUCCUGAUCCGCAAAAAUCUGAAACUCCUCUGGCUGUUCCCCAGGACAAAGCUCCACACUCCCCGUCCCCAUAACAGUAUACUCCGCAGCCCUCGUCUCUGGACCCUCAGGCACAAGCCAAACUGCCAUUCAUUAGCACACAUUCUCCUCUCCCCCUCCUCUCCUCUCCUUUCCCCUCCCAAAACCCAAGAAGUACAAAACAAACCAUGCAUCAACGUCAAAUUCCCCCUCCCACCCCCGACAUCCGUCAAAUUCGCACUAACCGUCUCAUCCGCACACGCCAUAAACCCACUCUGAUCGCUCCCUGCACAAGUCGUAGGCCCGAACGCGGGCUCGGUGUCGCUCUCGUAGGCGGGUGGGUAGGAGGGAGCGGGUGCGAAGGUUAUGUUGAAUGUGUAGGUGCACUGGCCUGGGAUGGUGUGGUUGGAGGUGGUGGUCG
This is a messenger RNA of Mollisia scopiformis, 730 nucleotides long. RefSeq lists its product as uncharacterized. NCBI's taxonomy places the organism in Eukaryota, Fungi, Ascomycota, Leotiomycetes, Helotiales, Mollisiaceae. The record is from RefSeq and is a predicted model, not a curated record. Bases 103 to 588 code for a protein of 161 amino acids. The transcript is spliced from 3 exons.